AUGCAAACCACUUUAUAUAAUAACCUUUAUAAUUUUUUAACUGAAGCUCCUGAGACACAAAUUACAGCCAUUUCUCUCGUUUACCGGGCAUUAGGUGAUGAACCACGAAUAGAAAAGGAAGACUUAAGAGUAGAAUUUGAUGAUGUAUUUGAGGGAUUUCGUAGCAUACGCGAAAUGGAGGCAGAAAUGGAAUCUUUAAGUGAUGAUGAAAUUAAAACAAAUUUAAGGAAGUUAAAAAAUCGUCUUGCGAAAAGCAAGGCCAUCCAUGCUAUACACUUACGAAAGAGCUUGAAAGGUGUUACUGAGAAAGUUGUGAGUUGGAAAGAUCCACUUGGAAGCCGAGUAAUUAGUGAUAAAACUGAGAUGGUGCGCCAGUUGCCCCGCAAUGCUUUCAAAUCUUUCAUGGGUCCCAAAUUACGUAUGCAACCACAAGCUUCAGAUGAGAUUCGAAAAAUGUGUGAGGAAUAUGUAGAAAAUUUUUCUGAAGAUACUUCAGAAAUUUUAAUGAAUAAUUCGCACGACGGCAAGUGGAAAGAAUCAGAUGAGAAUUUAAAAAAAGUUGCGAAAGAAAUUAUCGAUGCAUUAAAUGAGGUUUGGAAAAAUCCGACCUUUUCCUCUAAAAAUUCUAAAUCAUUAAAUGAGGGAACUUAUGUUACAGAGGUAAUAGUACCUGUGCUUAGAGCUUCACUAAAAAAUCUUCCAAUUGGAAAGUCUGGUUUUAUUACUACUGCGGAAAAAGAAAGUUUAGCCAGUAAGAACAGGAAAAAAAAAUAUGGAAAAAAACCCGAUAUUAUGUUUAUGUUAAAACAUAAAAAAAAGAAGUAUGAAUUGAUGUAUGGAGAAUGUUCUCGGUUGGUUUGUGAUGAACAAAAAGAAGAAAUGGACAGAACGAAGUUGUGGAGAGAGAUUAAUGAUGGGAUGUUUUGGGUGCACAAGGGGUGUUCACCAACCAAAGAGGAAUUUGGCAUUGUUGGUAUUCAGGUAGCAGGCGCUCGAUUAUACCUGAAUGUUCUCAUAAGAGAUAAGGACGAGAUACAUCGCCUUUACGAACUGAGAUCACCCACUAUUCCAGUGAAGCUUUCAAAUAGUGAUACAGUGUUUGACUUUGUAGAAACACUUUUAAUAUUACGGAACAUUUUACUUGUCAAUAGCUCUCUGAUAUUUAAUGCGAAGAAGAAAAAUAGAUCUCAGAGUUCAGAAAAUAGUUCAAGUAAAUGUACUGAAAUUGAAACCGAGAAUAUAGAACUUAAAGCUGAGAAUAUGAAAGUUAAAGCUGAUAAUGCGAA
Molecule: messenger RNA, 1286 nt
Organism: Scutellospora calospora
Lineage: Eukaryota; Fungi; Glomeromycota; Glomeromycetes; Diversisporales; Gigasporaceae
Source: the annotation of a GenBank genome assembly